AUGACCCCACGUGAACAGCUAAGGAAGUUAUCAGCGCUGGGAGAGCAAGGUGCCCUAGAUGAGAAACACUGGCACCGACUGGUCAAUGGAAUGUCUGUUGGAGAUACGGCAAAGGUGAGCAAUGAGGCCACCACCAGCAAACCACACCAAACCAAAGUAGAAAUAGAGCUGUCUUCUGGCAGUAGUAGGAAAAGUUUUAAGGAAGGAGAGCCAGGAGUUCACAAGGCAUGUAUUAGUGGACAGGAGGGAUGUGCAGAAGUCACCAACUGCAAUGCUAGCACUAGUGACAAAGACAUAUCCAGCCACUGCUCGGCUUUCCAAGAAAAGUUUCUGUACCCAUCUGUUGCUGGCCCGCUCUCAGGGAUACCCUACAUGCUCCCCAUGCCAGGAAAUGGACUUGUACCACUUGGACAUCCUAAUAUGUUUCUUAAUGGAGAAGAAAUGUCUUCAUUAGAAGAUAUUCGCAAGUGGUCAGUUGAUGACGUCUACAACUUCAUCAGUGAAAUAACAAACUGCGCCGAAUAUACACAGACAUUCAAAGACCACAUGAUUGAUGGAGAGACGUUACCUCUUCUUACAGAGGACCACCUCCUGGAUACACUUGGGCUAAAGCUCGGGCCUGCGCUCAAGAUACGAUCACAGUUGUCCCGACGGCUGGGUAACAUGUUCUACAACAUGAUGAACUUGCCUCUCCCCGUCUCCGGUCUGCAGCCUCCACCUGAGAAAAGCGGGGACAGAUCAUCAGACAUCAACUCCCCCCUCAACUGCAACAGUGUGGAGCUGCUCAGCAGCCCAAGAGACACAGAAGCUCUUAAAUCUACGGAGCCUGUAAGUGAAGCUGAUAAUCCCUCACCGACCCAGAUGAGUGAAACCACCUGAAAAAGAAUGCAGAACUGUUGGACUUCUUUUUUUAUUUCAAAAUCCUUUACUGUUUUGACACUGAAUGCAUAAAGUAGACAGGCACUGACAUUUUUGUAGUGAACUUACUGAUUCUAUAUUUUUAAAUAUUCAUCACAAAUAUAUUAUGAUCCGUGUUAUGCAGUAGGUUCAGAAUGUGGUUUCCAGCAGACUAGCAGACUGUCGAAUGCUGGAUAUUUCUAUGUAUAUAUAUUUUGUAAUAAGUCAGUAAAUCAUUCACAAAUCUUUUUUGUCUUUAUCAUUACAGCCUUUUUCAUUGUACAAUUGUAUUUUGGUUUUUACUUCAAACUUAAAUUAUUCUCUGUUGUCAUAUACUCUUUGCUAU
Messenger RNA from Sinocyclocheilus rhinocerous, 1243 nucleotides. RefSeq names its product sterile alpha motif domain-containing protein 11-like. Gene Ontology annotation, cellular component: nucleus. Lineage: Eukaryota; Metazoa; Chordata; Actinopteri; Cypriniformes; Cyprinidae. Gene Ontology annotation, biological process: negative regulation of DNA-templated transcription. Gene Ontology annotation, molecular function: chromatin binding; histone binding. The transcript is spliced from 5 exons. The record is from RefSeq and is a predicted model, not a curated record. Bases 1 to 879 code for a protein of 292 amino acids.